This is a messenger RNA of Varanus komodoensis (Komodo dragon), 4930 nucleotides long. It is a transcript of the gene PKD1L3, whose product is annotated as polycystin 1 like 3, transient receptor potential channel interacting. Bases 1 to 4845 code for a protein of 1614 amino acids. Gene Ontology annotation, molecular function: calcium channel activity; protein binding. Gene Ontology annotation, cellular component: membrane. Gene Ontology annotation, biological process: kidney development; detection of mechanical stimulus. The record is from RefSeq and is a predicted model, not a curated record. NCBI's taxonomy places the organism in Eukaryota, Metazoa, Chordata, Lepidosauria, Squamata, Varanidae. The transcript is spliced from 27 exons.
AUGUGGCACGAGCCCUCUGGGCAAGGCGCGCUGGAGGAGCUGCUGGACCGGUUCGGCCGGGCUGUGGGGCCGUCAGCGGGCUGGCGGCUGGCGCUCGAGAGGGCAGCCCGGGACCUGCAGCGAGUGACGAGCGCUCCAGCCCGGCUCUCAAGUGCAGCCCAGGCCCUCGCCGCUCAGGCCCUCCUGCGCCUGAGCUCACAGCUGCCGAAGGAGCCCCCUGCUCCCAGCAACAUCUCCGGGCUGGACCCCUCUGCGGCCGCCGAGGCCCUCUUCCAGGCCCUGGGAAACCUCCUUGAGCCCAGGGACGGCAGCCAGGGCCAGUGGCAGGGAGAAGGCGCCCUGGAAGCGGCGCUGGGGGCCCUGCCUCUGAUCCAGACCGGCCUGCUGCUGGGCCGCCCCUCUGCAGCCGCGGACUCCCCCGUGCUCAGCACCACCGUCAGCAGCUGCCCAGCUGCCUCCCUGCCUGGCCGCUCCUUUCACCUGCCGCGGCCGUGGCCCGUGAGGGUCACGUUCCCGUCCGUCACCACUCUGGUGCCCCUCCUGCGGCCGCACCGCCACCUGCAAGUCCAGGUGGCCUCCUUUGCGCUCAACCCGUUCAGGCACCUGGACGGGACGGCGGUGGGGAGUGUGGCGAGCGUCUCAUUGGUCGCCAGCAGGGAGCCCCUCCGGAUCCAGGGCCUGGCAGAGGAGAUCGAGGUGGGAGUGGCGCCCUCGCCCCGCAAGUCCGGCAAGGGGGUGCUCAAGCACGGCCCCCUCCUGCUCCCUGCCAGCCAAUCCCAACCCUCCUCCAAAGCCGGGCAGCAAACACGGCGAGGACCCCGCCUGCCCGGCCAGCACCUGGCGCUGCUUGGCCAGGACGGCGCAGCCCCAGAGGUCCGGCUGGGUGGUGAGGCCGGAGAACCCGCCCACCUGUCUGGGGGCGCCACGCACUUCAGCCUGGAGGCGGAGGUGCCGUCGAUGGGGACGGGGCAGGCCCUGCUGCUCUCCAUGAGGCCCAGCGUCCCCGUGCAGCUCCUCCUGCGCCUGGGCGAUGGGCCAGCGGCCCUGCUCAACACAACCCUGCCCAGGGGGCCACGGCAAGAGGAGGGUGCCUAUGUCUGGGUCAUCCCCGCGGAGGAGCUGCGCCAUGGCGUGGGCACGUUCCACAUUUCUGCAGAGGUGGCCCAUCCCCCGCGGAGCUCCUGGAACCUCUCCAGCAGCCUCGUCAGCGCCGGAUGCUACUACUGGGCCGUCCGCCCGCGGGCCUGGAGAAGCAACGGCUGUCGGGUCGGCCCCCGCAGCACGCCGGGCAGCAUCCAGUGCCUCUGCAGCCACCUCUCCUUCUUCGGCCGUGUCGUGCUGGUCCUGCCGCACCGGAUCUGCCUGCAGUGCACGGGCCAGCUCCUCCGCAGGGUGGGCCAGAACCCGGCGGGGGUGGCCCUGCUCGGCAGCCUUCUGCUGGGCUACGGAGUGGCCCUCCUUUGGGUCCGCCAGAGACAGAAGGCCGAUGCGGGGAAGGUGAAGGUCACCGCCCUGGCGGAUAACGCAGCCGGGGCCAGCUACCUCUACCUGGUCCAGGUGUUCACAGGCCACCGUCGAGGGGCGGGCACGUCUGCGAAGGUCACCCUGACCAUCUACGGGGCGGAGGGCCGCAGUGAAGCCCACCUGCUGCGGCACCCAGAGCCCCCCUGCCUGGAGAGGGGCGGGAUGGAUGCCUUCCUCUUGGCCACGUGGACGCCCCUGGGGGAGCUGCAUGCCGUCCGGCUCUGGCACAGCAACACGGGGCCCAGCCCCAGCUGGUUUGUGCGCCGGCUCGUUAUCAGCGACCUUCAAGCCGGGAAGAAGUGGCAUUUCCUCGCUGGGCGCUGGCUGGCUGUUGAGCUGGGCGACGGGCAGCUGGACGGGGUGUUUGUGGCUGCUUCGGAGAGGGAGCUGCUGUCCUUUAGGCACCUGUUCUGGGAAGGGCUGGUGGGGAAGUUGACGCAGGAGCACCUCUGGCUGUCCGUGGGGAGCUGCUCACCCUGGAGCCCCUUCACCCGCGCACAGCGGCUCUCUUGCUGCUUCGCCCUCCUGCUGUGCUCCAUGCUCACCAGCAUCAUGUUCUGGAAAGAACCACCAGAGGAUGGGUCCCGCCCCAAGCCAGCAGGGCCAUUCGCAGUGACCUGGCAGCAGCUGGUGGUGAGCGCAGAAGCGGCCGUCCUCCUCCUCCCCGUGCACCUGCUGAUCACCCGCCUCUUCCAGCUGGGCCAGCUCCCGGACUCGGGGCCGCCUCCCAGGAGAACCCACGACGCCCAGCCCGUGGUGCCCCCCAGGCAGACCCCCCUCCUCGCCCACCUCAAGCAGGAGCUGACUGAGACACUGGGCUUCCUCUACAAGAACCCGCUGUGCCGGUGCAGGGACAUGAGUGGGUUCCCCGGAACUCCGACACGCCUGCCAGAGCUCGUGUCUGGCCUGUGUGGCCUCAUCCACUCCCAUCUCCAGCAUCUGGAGGACUCGGAAGUUCCCCCUCCAGAGGGAUCCUGCCAUCUCCUCCACUAUCUCUGCCACGUGGUGAACGACCUGGAGGCGCAGCUCCGCACUCUCGGCGGGAGCAGCCAGCCUGACCCCUACGACUGCCUGCAUGCUGCUGGGCAACUGCGCCAACUCUGGCAGCGCCUGGCGCAGCAGCACCAAGCCUGGCCCUGCGGAGCGGAGCCCAGGAGCUGCCUGCGGAGACGCGACACAGCCUGCCUUGCCAGGCCUCGGUCCCAGACCAGCGGCACCCCGGGCCAAGGCGCAGCGGUGGAACCAGCGCGCCCCUCACACCGCUGCCCCAGCCGGAGGGGCCUCGUCUCCUGGGGGGUCCUGGGGGCUACCUGCCUGGCCACAGCCUUCUUCACGGGGCUGUACAGCCUCCAGAUGGACAAGGAGCAGGCCGCCCGCUGGGCCAUCACCACGCUGCUGUCGGUCCUGCAGAACAUCCUGCUCCUGCAGCCGCUGAAGGUGCUGGCCCUGACGACGCUUUCUGCGCUGCUUCGCAGGAGGGAGCCAUGGCAAGACGGAGGGCAGGAGCAGCAGCUGCAGCGGCAGCUGGGCCUCCUCCUGGAGAGGGCCCCUGGCCGGGCACCUCCUUGCUCGAGGGACUGCUCCAGCCCCCUGUACAGGCCCCCGGCCCUGACUCCCAGUGCACCGUGGAAGGAGCGCGCCCAGCAGGAGGAGAAGCUGUGCUUCCUGCUCCGGGAGAUUGUGGUGCAGCUCCUGUUCCUGGCUGUGCUGAUGGUUCUUGGCUACCGGGAGAGGGGUCCCCACGAGUUCUGUCUGAACAAUGCCCUCCGGAAGGUCUUUGCCACGAAGCUGAAGGACGUCCGCACUCAGGAGCAGCUCUACAGCUGGGCCAGGCAGUCUCUGCUGCCCGGUGUCUACAGCGAUGCUCAGGGACUGGCCAUGGACGGAAACUCUUUCCUGGUGGGCAGCGUGAGACUACGGCAGAUCCGGGCCAGGGGAACCCCAUGGAAGCCAGUGCCAGCUGUGCUCGCGCUUCAACAGAAGCACCUCAUGGGCUCACUGGAGGAAGUGGCCGGUCCAGCUCCCCGCUGGGGAUCUCCUGGCACUGACAGGAGAACAGGGGACAGUCCUUGGGAGCAUCAGAGUGAGAGCGCCCUGAAAGAACGCCCCAUCUGGGGGAAGCUUGCUCUCUAUCCCGGAAGCGGUUACCUAGCGGACCUUGGCACAAACACGAGCCAUGCAAACAGUGUCCUGCAAUAUCUGGAGCAAAAUCACUGGCUAGAUGGGAGCACACGAGCUGUGUUUGUGGAGUUUGUCGUCUACAACGCCAACGUCAACCUCUUCUGUGUCAUCACCCUGAUUCUAGAAACCGAUGGCCUAGGCAAGAUGGACUGGGGGGAUGGCGGAGGCAGCCCUUCGCUACGAGGCCACCAUAGGCCUCGGAUUAGACCAGAUGGUGGGGAAGGGGCUCUUCUCAGCACAGCAGAGCUGCAGAUACUCCGUCUUUAUCCCAGCAGCGAUGGCCUCGUCCAGUUGGCCUGUGCCCACACCACGUUCCUCCUCUUUGUCUUGUACUACAUUGUGGUGCAGCCUCCUCACGGAGCACUUAGGGGGCCUCAUGGCUUGCAGGGCCGGCAGGUGAAGCGGCAGAAGCUGAGGUACUUCGGCAGCAAGGGGAGCCUGCUGGAUGCCAGCGUCACCCUCAUCAGCGUGGCUGCGGUUGGCCUCCACGUGAAGCGAAGUCUUCUGGCACACGGCCUCCUGAGGCGGCACCGCCAGGACCGCACCCGGUUCAUCAGCUUCCAAGAGACCGUGGAGGUGGACUCGGCUCUGACGUACCUGAUUGCCUUCCUGAUCGCCCUGGCAACCGUCAAGCUGUGGAAGCUCCUCCAGUUGCAUUCCAGGAUGCGCCUCAUCACAGAGACGCUGCGGAAAGGCUGGGACAAGGCUCUGGGGCUCCUGGUCGCGCUCCUGGUGCUGCUCACAGGUUAUGCCAGUGGGUGCAACCUCAUGUUCGGCUGGAGCAUCGCAGACUACAAGACCUUCUUCGACUCAGGAGUGACCAUUGUGGGGCUCCUGGUUGGCAUCUUCAACUACGAAGAGGUCAUUGCUUUGGACCCGGUGCUGGGCUCUGCGCUGAUCGUUACCGGCGUCUUCUCCAUGGUGUUUGUGAUCCUCAACUUGUUCGUCUCUGCCCUUCUGACCAUCUUUAGCCAGGAGAUGAAGGCCGCCAAGGCAAGUAUCGUCAGAGGGGUCCGGCCCAGCUCGACCCCAGUCAAGAGCCGCACGAGACCCUUCUCGCAGGGAGCUGCCACUUCUGCACGCAGCCCCCACUCACAAGCCCCUCCCCCACAAUGCAGGCCCGCAAGGAGGAAUCCGUAAUGCGGCUGCUUCGGCUCAAGAUCUCAGCCUUGUUGGGAGUUGAGCGACAAACGACAGUGGUGGCGGCAACCGCUCUGGAGGCACA